CCGCGGCAUAGUAGAGUGCAGUUGACAUUUCGUUCUAUACUUCCUUUGGAUUCCAAAGGAAUGCAGACAAAUUGAUUGAUCACAUUGGACAAACUUCUGCGGUUUACCGUGCUGUGAUCAUCCAUCCACCGAAAAACUAUCGCGUUCUGUGGUUGAAACUGAGUGAACCAGUGCUGUGAAUCGAUUAGAGCAGAUUGUUCUAUGAUCAAGUGUCAAAACAUAAUAGUGCGCUCGACUCAUAGCGAGGAUUCCCAUCAAAAUAAAACCGGUGUUUGACAGAACCUAUCGUGUGGAUGUUUUGAGUGAUUUCCUGAUGGUUUUAAUUCAAAAAAGGAUUAUUGGCUAUGUUUUCGUGUAUACAGAAUGAAGUAGCCCACUGCGUUUGGGCGGGCCGCAUCCAAGGUGGCCAGUAACCUCAGAGAGGCGAGAUGGCCCUGGGCUCAAGGGCCUUGAAUUUGCUGGCGCUGCUUUUUGCUUACGCUGCAUCUGAACAAGUGGUCUUAUUGGACACAACGACGGAAGAAAGUUUGGACUGGACUAAAUUUCCCUUUGGACCUAAUGCACCGACACCCGGGUGGGUCGAAGAAUCGUUCACCAACUUCCAAAAGGCAAUUAACUGGCGCUCCUACGUGGUGUGUGAUGUCGCCUACAACAAUGUCAACAAUUGGCUGUGGACACCCUUCAUCGACAGAGGGGUGGCUAAUAGGAUAUAUAUCGAGAUCAAGUUCACAAUCAGAGAUUGCAGUCUCUUUCCAGGGAACGCGCUGUCCUGCAAGGAAACUUUCAGCCUGCAUUACUACGAGUUCGACGCCGCCACCAGAGAGCCGCCUCCGUGGGAUGCCGAGCGCUACAAACUAAUUGGCCGCAUAGCCGCUGGAGAGGGUCGUUUCAAUUCAAACAGCGAGGUCAACAUCAACACAGAAAUUAAAAGCAUUCCUGUGACGAAGAGGGGAGUGUAUUUCGCUUUUAGGGACCAAGGAGCAUGUAUUUCAAUAUUAGCUAUUAAGGUUUAUUAUAUAACUUGCCCAGAGGUGACCAUAAAUUUUGCCAAAUUCUCCGCCACACCAACGGGCAAAGAAGUAACUGUGAUAGAACAGGCGGUUGGAACAUGUGUGAACAACGCCGAAGUAGUCGAUGCCAAGCCGCUAUAUCUCUGCAAAGGAGACGGUAAAUGGACACUGCCAUCUGGCGGAUGCAAGUGCAAGGCUGGCUUCCAGCCAGAUAUCGAAAAACAAACAUGCAACGUGUGUACACCAGGUACAUACAAAGCUGAAGUAGGAGAUGGCAUGUGCCUCAAAUGUCCUAAGCACUCUCAGGGUCCAGACUUUGGUCUGACAGAAUGCCGAUGUAACAAUGGCUAUUACAGAGCACCCUCAGAUCCCAAAAACAUGUCUUGUACACAACCACCUUCUGCACCUCAGAACCUAUCAGUGAGUUUCGUAGAUCAAUCCACUGUCAUUCUAACUUGGUCAGCCCCGGAAAACCAGGGGGGCAGACACGAUAUCAGAUACAGAGUAAAAUGUGACGCCUGCAGUUUGGGCUUGGUUCAAUAUAGCCCUAGUCAGCCGCCCUUCAAUGAAACAAGAAUCACCAUUACCGGAUUGAACGCUGUUACCACCUACCGCUUUGAAGUCUUCGCGGAAAACGGUGUGUCCAACCUCAGUACCAAAGCUCCGGAAUUUGCCGAUAUCGUAAUUACCACAGAAGCUUCUGUGGGGAGUAGCAUCACCAACAUACAGAUCGUCGCGGAAAAAGGCACCGAGAUCAGCCUAUCUUGGGAUUCUCCCAAUAUGGGAGAUGGUUCAGACGUCGAGGGAGACUCGAUAGAAACCUUCGAGGUACGAUGGUUCCCGAAAGGUGAUGGAGACUACACCAACUCCACCAGCCUACUCAGCAACGAGCUGUCAGCCACCAUAACCGGUCUGAAGCCGAAGACGGAGUACGGCAUACAAAUAAGAGCGAAGACUCAAAGGGGAUGGGGUGCCUACUCCCCCGUUAUAUACAAAACCACAGGAGAAGUCCUCAACACCGCUUACGUCGGAGAUCAGGAGGGACUUCGAUUGCAACUGGUGGCAGGAGGCAUUGUCGCUGUGGUAGUGAUACUAGUAGCUGUCAUAGUGCUGACGGUGGUGUUCUUAAGGUCUCGGUCCAAUGACGAGUGCAACAAGAAGCAACCAAGCGAUUGCGAUACGCUGGAGUAUAGGAAUGGAGAAGUGCUUAAUCUGGACAACACACCAAUCAAACGAACUCAUGCCAACGUGACAACACCACUCUUUACUGGUCUUGGAAGCUCAUCAAGAACUUAUAUAGAUCCACAUACCUACGAGGACCCCAAUCAAGCUGUGAGAGAAUUCGCAAGAGAGAUUGAUGCUAGCUUCAUCACCAUCGAAGCAAUAAUUGGUGGUGGUGAGUUCGGCGAUGUCUGCAAAGGAAAACUGAAAAUGAACAGCUUAGAGAUAGACGUAGCCAUCAAAACCUUGAAAGCGGGAUCCUUGGACAAAGCCAGGAACGACUUCUUAACCGAAGCAUCAAUCAUGGGACAGUUCGAGCACCCGAACGUCAUCUUCUUACAAGGCGUCGUUACUAAAUCCAACCCAGUAAUGAUCAUCACGGAAUACAUGGAGAACGGGUCGUUGGACACCUUCUUGAGGGCCAAUGACGGCAAGUUCCAAGUGAUCCAAUUGGUGGGCAUGUUAAGGGGUAUAGCCUCUGGCAUGCAGUACUUGGCCGAGAUGAACUACGUCCAUCGAGAUCUCGCGGCUAGGAAUGUGCUGGUCAAUUCCCAACUGGUCUGCAAGAUCGCCGAUUUUGGUCUCAGUAGGGAGAUAGAAUGCGCCACCGAAGGUGCUUACACCACAAGGACUGGGGAUCUGUGGCAUCUCUUCAAGAUGAACUCAAUAGGAGGUAAGAUACCAGUUCGAUGGACAGCACCUGAAGCCAUUGCCUUCAGAAAGUUCACCUCUGCGAGCGACGUUUGGUCCAUGGGCAUCGUUUGUUGGGAGGUUAUGUCUUAUGGAGAACGCCCGUAUUGGAACUGGUCCAACCAGGACGUGAUCAAGAGUAUAGAAAAAGGAUACAGACUUCCGGCACCAAUGGACUGUCCGGAGGCCAUCUACCAGUUGAUGUUGGAUUGUUGGCAGAAGGAGAGGACACAUAGGCCGUCCUUCCAGGCCAUCGUAAAUAACUUAGAUAAAUUAAUUCGUAUGCCAGACACGUUGAGAAAGAUGGCACAGAAUCGCUCUCAUCCAUAUAACCCUUUCGAUUGGCACGUUAGAAUACCGCAACAAGAAGUCCACUCUGUCGAACUAUCUAACGUCCAAGACCAAAACUGCUUCGGCACAAUCAGUCGGACUCAAAAUUAUUCGAGACCUGCGCCUGACGACUCUCAACUCUACCCCAACUACCACCUACCCGACGUCAUCCUCUUCCAAAACUACGGUACCCUACCAGGUGCGCACAGUUCUUCUAACUUGAUCCAACACUACUCAAACUUUGAUCCCUACAAUCUGCGGAGGUCGCUGCUUAACUUCGAGGUGAACAAGCACUUCCGCAGUCUUCUGGACCUGAGCGAUGAUAAUCCUCAAGAUCAGAACACGUCCGAGACUUGGGGUUACGAUAAAGAACGCGCCAUCAACCGGUACCCUAAGAAAAUAACAUCAACUGAAAAUAUAGAUCUGGAUGGGGAAGUUUUGGAUGGUAGAGGCCACUACGGAACAAAUUAUGACAGGAGGCACAACUCUAGAUACCAUCACGCCAGGCACACUAGAGAAGACGGUCAUUUUAAAAGAAAAAAGAAUCUUUCUCAGUUCUUCCCUAAGAAACUUCAAAAGCACCUGGAGCAAAAAAUGAACAUGAACGACCAAAUGCAAAACCUUGACGACCAUGAGAAGUCAAAUGAUCUAAGUUUCGACCCUCGAUCCACUAUUCGAAGGCUUGAACAAAUCAAUGAAAAUAGAGGUGAACCAAGGCUUUAUUUCGACCUGGAAAAACAAAGAGAUGAAACAGGUCCCGCUUGUAAAUUAGAAGAAUGGGAUCAGGGAAGAAAUGAAAAUUUCGAUUGCCUCCAGAUGAAAUUUAAUGAUUUGAACAAGAGGCAUCACGCUACCUUCGAUCCAAGCAAGGUUAAUGUCCAGGUGUCAGAUAACAUGAUAGAGUUGCAAGAACGUUACAACGAUACGAAACAAGAAGAUGAGCUUAAUGAAAGUAAAGAGUUGAACGAUAGUGACGGACAGUUCUCGAAUAAUUUUGAUGAAACGAUGUUAGAGGGUUUGGACAAGGGUGGAGGCUUGGAUAGUGGCAGAGAAGAUGGUACGGCACCUAAGUACUCUUUGCAUCUGCAAGAUGGAGCUUGGGUUACCUUUAAUCACCUCAACGCCAAUCCACUCGCGGAGGAAACACAAGAUUUAACGAGCUUUUGCUCUGUUGAAGAAUGGCUCAAUACAAUCAAAAUGAGUAGAUACCUGGAGAACUUCCUCAACGGCGGCAUCAGUACAAUGGACGACGUCUUGAGUUUAACAGUCAAAGAACUCAACGAGGUCGGCGUCACAAUGGUGAGCCACCAAAAAAAGAUCAUGACGAGUGUGCAAAAUAUCAGGGCGCAACUGCGCAUGAGCGGGAGUGAAGGAUUCUUAGUAUAAACUCGACUUUGUGAUAGUGAAGGAUUAAUAAAAGUGACUCAACACAGGUCUGAAACAGGUAAAGCAGUAUUAUAUAUGCACUAAUGACUCAUCCCAGGUAAAGUGUAUAGUUUAGCGUUUAUAAAAGUGAUACGUAUUUCAAUGACUACAAGGGGAACAUUAGUUAACUCCCUAAAUUCGACAAAGAUUUACUGCUGAAAACUGCUUGAUCCAUUGAAACUUCAUCGAAAAUUUUUCAUACAUCGUUCUUUUGGAAAGAUAGUUUUCUGACAAUAAAUGAGUUUCAAUAAUAACCUAAGAUUUUUUUGUUAAUUUAUAUCUAACUUUAUAAUGCAUCGUUUGAUUGAAAACUCCCUCAGAAAACUAUGAACAAAUGUAAUAAUUAAUUGUGCUUUAAUGAUUCAUAUUUUGCUCCUUCACCAUGACUUAAUUUUUAAUUCUUCCUUUAAUUUAUUAUUAUAAAGGUAAAUAUUGAAAAGCUAUAUAUUUCUCCAUUAUUAAAAACCAUUGACUGGUGUCAUCUCUUAUUGUAUAAACAAUAAAAGCUCAAUAUCUUAGCAUUAUUUUUCUUUUUUCAUAUAAUUUACAACUAUAAACGUCUCUUCUGGCUGCCAAACUUCUACAAUGACAUAAUGAUUACCAUUUAAGAAUGUUUCUAAAACCUGUUGUGAAUAUACGAGCAGCUACUUACUUAUUUAUUUUAUGAUAUCAUCUUCAACUUAUUAUUUUUGAUGGAUUUUGUGAUUUUUGUAUAUGGAACACGUUUUAAGAAGCUUCUUCCUUUUAGAUUUUAUUUAUUGUUAUUUGUUUCGACAUUUGAAUGAUGAGGUAGAACAUAUCUGACUUAAAGUAAAGUAAUAAUAAAAACAAUAAUUCAAUUUCUAUAGCUCGA
Messenger RNA from Harmonia axyridis, 5529 nucleotides. It is a transcript of the gene Eph, whose product is annotated as ephrin type-B receptor 2. Gene Ontology annotation, molecular function: protein binding; transmembrane-ephrin receptor activity; ATP binding. Bases 429 to 4637 code for a protein of 1402 amino acids. The transcript is spliced from 21 exons. Gene Ontology annotation, cellular component: neuron projection; plasma membrane. Gene Ontology annotation, biological process: protein phosphorylation; axon guidance; cell surface receptor protein tyrosine kinase signaling pathway. Lineage: Eukaryota; Metazoa; Arthropoda; Insecta; Coleoptera; Coccinellidae. The record is from RefSeq and is a predicted model, not a curated record.